AUUUCCAUAUAAUGAAUUGGUUUAACAAUAUUUGUGCUGAAAGCCGCCUAAAGUUUUCCCCAAAUCAUCAACCACAUAAAGUUCAGCGGGAAUCUAAAGAUGGUCUAAUGAGCACGGAGGAGUGUUAUAGCUUUAUAAAGAAGAAUAUAAAGCCUAAAAGCGCUAUUCAAGAAGAAGUGUUUUGGAAAAUCCCCAUACUCCUCGUCUGUUUGGGCUGCAUUAUAGUCAUAUUAAUGGCAUUCUGCUUUGUAUUUCAGUGCCUGGUAACUAGGGCUAAGGCAGCCCGAUUGCCAAAGCAACUAGACUUUGACAUUUGCAAAGUCGAAAAUUCAAAGCACCAUUCGACAAGCCACAAGGCCAGCCAAAGCGAACAACCAACUAAGGAAAAUGAAACGUGUUGUACUUGUUUAAAUUGAAAAAAGAACAUUGAACAUGUAUUUGUUAAUCUUC
Molecule: messenger RNA, 450 nt
Organism: Drosophila suzukii
Lineage: Eukaryota; Metazoa; Arthropoda; Insecta; Diptera; Drosophilidae
Source: RefSeq, a predicted model, not a curated record